Molecule: messenger RNA, 1293 nt
Organism: Babjeviella inositovora NRRL Y-12698
Lineage: Eukaryota; Fungi; Ascomycota; Pichiomycetes; Serinales
Exons: 1
Coding region: 1-1293 (430 amino acids)
Biological process (GO): L-aspartate biosynthetic process
Cellular component (GO): cytosol
Molecular function (GO): pyridoxal phosphate binding; L-aspartate:2-oxoglutarate transaminase activity
Source: RefSeq, a predicted model, not a curated record
AUGUCAAGCUCCUUCGCCAAUAUCACAACCUUACCACCAGACCCAUUGUUCGGGCUUUCGGCCCGUUUCAAGGCAGAUGACAGAUCGAGUAAGGUUGACUUGGGGAUCGGUGCCUACAGAGACAACAGCGGUAAGCCAUGGAUCUUGCCGGCCGUCAAGUUGGCCGAAAAGAAGUUGCAGAGCGACAACACCUACAACCAUGAGUACUUGCCAAUUUCUGGACAUCAACCUUUCACAUCCGCCGCCGCCAAGGUAAUUUUGGGUAGUGACAGCGCCGUCAUCAGGGAUGACGCCGUAGUCUCGAUCCAAUCGCUUUCGGGAACUGGUGCCUUGCACGUUGCUGCCUCGUUCUUGAACAAGUUCUACACCGCUGGUGAAAACGAAGCGGCCAGAAAAACCAUCUACAUCUCGAAUCCUACCUGGGCCAACCACGUACAGAUUUUCGAGUCGGUGGGCAUGAAAACCGCCCAGUAUCCGUACUGGGACGCAGACACCAAAUCUCUUGACUUGAAGGGCUUCUUGGCCGCCAUUGAGGCCGCCCCACGUGGCUCUAUCUUCUUGCUCCACGCAUGUGCUCACAAUCCCACCGGCUUGGACCCUACGCAGGCGCAGUGGAAGCAGAUUAUCAAGGCUAUCAACGAUAGGGGCCACUUGCCAAUCUUUGACUCGGCCUACCAGGGUUUUGCGUCCGGGUCCUUGGAAGCCGAUUCCUGGGCCGUGCGCUACGCUAUCGCCGAGCAGAGCAAGACUCAACAGCCGAUCUUCAUUUGCCAGUCGUUUGCGAAGAACGUCGGCAUGUACGGUGAAAGAGCCGGUGUCAUCCACGUGAUUUCCCCGGAUUUCAAGAACAAAAAUGCCUUCCAGGCGGUCUCCACCAACUUGCAGAAGAUCAUCAGAUCUGAGCUCUCGAACCCGCCAGCCUACGGUGCCAAGGUGGUUGCUACUGUCUUGAACUCCCCGGAGUUGUAUAAACAAUGGGAACAGGACUUGGUCACCAUGUCCAGCCGUAUUUCACUGAUGAGAGCUAGCUUGAAGCUGGCGUUGGAUAAGUUGGAAGGUCAAACCGGAGGCAACUCCAACUGGGAACACAUUGUAUCCCAGCAGGGGAUGUUUUCCUUCACCGGGUUAAGCGCCUUACAGGUUUCUAGAAUGGAGAAGGAGCACGCCGUGUACUUGGUCAGCUCCGGGAGAAUCUCCAUGGCCGGAUUGAACGAGGACAAUGUCGAGUACGUGGCGAAGGCCAUCCACGAGGUUGUCGGCCACACCUACAGCGAGACCAGAGCGGUAAUUUAG